Molecule: messenger RNA, 2626 nt
Organism: Rubroshorea leprosula
Lineage: Eukaryota; Viridiplantae; Streptophyta; Magnoliopsida; Malvales; Dipterocarpaceae
Source: the annotation of a GenBank genome assembly
AAAUGAUUUCAUCCAACUGUUUGCUUUUUCCCUUGAUGUUCAUAAAUCUCUUGGUUGAAUCCAGUUUUUGAAACUAUCAUCAGUUUCUUUGAAGAAAGGCCAUGGGGCACUGCUACUCAAAAUCUCUAAGAGUACAAAAUGAUCCUGGCAUACCAGAGGUCCCAACAAAUAAUAAUGAAGAGGGAAGGCAAAUGCCAGAAAAGGUCAAGAAGGAAUCAUCAGGAAGGAUCCAAUCCUUGAGAGCUAAAGUACUAUCCAGAGUUUUCUCUGAGGACUUUGAAAGAGUGCAAACAAAGAUACUGGAUCCUCGAGGAAAAAUCAUUCGCCAAUGGAGCAAGAUAUUCCUAGUAGCAUGCUUGGUUUCUUUGUUUGUGGACCCUUUAUUCUUUUACGUGCCAGCGGUUUCAGAUCUACUUUGCAUUGAAACUGAAUUAUCCCUCCAAGUAAUCCUUACUGUUAUCAGGUCAGUUGCUGACGUUUUCUACAUAAUUCAGAUUUUCAUACGGUUUAGGACAGCCUAUGUUGCUUCUCCUUCCCGGAUAUUUGGAAGAGGAGAGCUUGUUAUAGACUCUCGUAAAAUUGCCUGGAGAUACCUCCGCAGAGGAUUCUGUAUCGACUUCAUUGCUGCCCUGCCCCUUGCUCAGAUUCUCGUCUGGGUCAUCAUUCCCAAUCUUAAAGUUUCAGCAACAAAUGACACAAAAUACAUGCUAAGGUUCAUAAUCAUUUUUCAGUAUCUCACUAGACUCUUUCUUGUAUUUCCACUCACUACUCAAGUUGGAAAGGCCAUAGGUUUUGUGAUAGAAACAGCAUGGAUAGGUGCUGCUUACAACCUGGUUCUCUAUUUGUUGGCAGUCCAUGUUAUGGGAGCUUGCUGGUAUCUUCUUUCAAUGGAGAGGCUGGAAGCCUGCUGGAAAAGUGUUUGUGACCAGGAGUCACCACCUUGUCAGUAUAACUACUUCAAUUGCAACUGGCUCGGAGACUCUGGCAGAAUUUCCUGGUUUCUGUCAAGCAAUGUCACCAACAUUUGCAAUGCAAAUAAUGGCCUUUAUCCGUUUGGAAUAUAUUUUCCUGCUCUGAGUGCUAGUCUUCCAAGCACUCCCUUCUUUGACAAGUACUUUAGCUGCUAUUUCUGGGCUUUAAAGAAUUUCUGUACUCUGGGACAAAAUCUUUACACAAGCAUUAAUGUUGGGGAAAUAAUUUUUUCCAUCUAUUUUGGAUGCAUUGGGCUGUUUCUCUUUGCAUCACUCUUUGGGAAUAUGCAAAGAUACAUCUUGGCAACAACUAUUAGGUUAGAAGAAUGGAGGGUCAAGAGAACUGAUGCAGAAAAGUGGAUGCAUCGCAGACAGCUACCUAAUGAGUUAAGGCUGUCUGUAAGAAAAUAUGAUCAAUAUAACUGGGUAGCCACUGGAGGCGUUGAUGAAGAGGCUCUUCUCAAUAGUCUUCCCUUGGAAGUCCGGCGAGACAUCAAACACCACCUCUGUAUUGACCUUGUUCGUCGAGUACCAUUGUUUGAGCGAAUGGAUGAAAUAAUGUUAGAUGCUAUAUGCGAGAGGCUUAAACCAGCCCUGUGCACUGAGGGAACAUUCCUUGUCCGAAGAGGUGACACUGUCAAUGUUAUGCUCUUUGUAAUCAGGGGCUACCUCAAUUCCUACACCACCGAUGUAGACAGCACUUCAUACCUGAUUGGCCCUGGUAACUUCUGCGGUGAGGAACUUCUAACAUGGGCCUUGGAAACAAAUCCAAGCAUCAUCCUCCCUUCCUCCACUCGCAUGGUCAAGGCAAUAGUUGACGUAGAAGGGUUUGCACUAAGAGCAGAAGACUUAAAGUUUGUGGUAUCACAGUUCAGGAAGAAGCAUAGCAAGCAACUUAGGCACAACUUCAGGUUCCAUUCCCAACAAUGGAGAACAUGGGCUGCACUCUUUAUUCAGGUGGCCUGGCGCCGGUAUAAGAAACGAAAGGAAGCAGCAGAAGCUAGAGGCAAGGAGAACGUCAAAGCUGAUGAACAUGAACCAGCCUUACCAGGUUCAGGGUCAGCCUUGUAUGAAGCAAUAAUAGAAGCUAGCUCUAGGAGUGGUCUUAAUUUGAGUUUCAGGGCUGAGUCUGGUGGUGCCAGCGCAUUGCAGAAACCAGCUGAACCUGAUUUCUUUCUAGAUGACCAUGAACGUUGACAGCUAGAUAAUUGGCUAUUAUCAUGUUAAGUGCUAGCCCCUGUAUACUGUAAAUUAACUAUGGUUGGAUAAAUAUGUAUAAUACAUAGAAAUAUGUAAUAUCUAGAUUUAUAUAUGUUUCAUUCAGGGAGCCCAAAGGCAGUGGAAGAAGUAAAAGGAAGUGGCUGAGCUCAGAGCCAAGGAGAACCUGUGGCCGGUGAGGACUGAACUGGGUUUGCUAGGUGCUUGCUCGAGUUUGUAUACAACAAUAAUAGAAGCAAUGUCACGGUUAGGUGUUUUUCUGUAUGAGUUUCAAGUGUGAUUCUAGUCUUGGCAGUUCAUUGCAGAAAUCAGCAGAGCUUGAUCUUUUUGAAUAGAUGAUUAAUGGCUUGUUUAUGUAACAAUAACUAUUUGAACUGCCAAAUCUAUGUAACACAUGUAUGUACACAAGAUUUCUUGAAUAGAAAAAUGCACCCUCU